AUGGCUAGAAGCAGGGGAGAGAAAGAAGAUUCCGAAAAGCACGCCGGGUUGCUAAAACUCGUGCAGAUCCUAUCUUCUCUGGUCAUCUUUGUCGCCGGCAUUAUAAUUGGCCUCACGACAAGCUCUCACAUGAAUAACUAUUUUGCUUCUCAGACAGAACUGUUUUUCUCUACUAACCAUGUCUCAGCUUCGAUGGCCAGUCCUGAGAAGAAUUGUACCCCAUGCGAGAAGGUGGAUUGUUUAAGCAUGGAAACUUUCUUGUAUCCUAGGAACUCGACUCAUGGCAUGUCAGACAUCGAGCUCUUGUGGAGAGCAUCAAUGGUCCCGAGAAAGCGGGACUACCCUUUUGCUAGAGUGCCUAAGGUGGCUUUCAUGUUUCUGACUAGGGGGCCGUUGCCGAUGCUGCCACUGUGGGAGAAAUUCUUCGAUGGCCAAGAGAGCCAUCUCUAUACAAUCUAUGUGCAUGUGCUUCCCGGGUACAAGCUCAAUGUGUCGAGCACUUCUCCAUUCUAUGGACGGCAGAUCCCAAGUCAGAAAGUUGCAUGGGGAACGGUACAACUCGUUGAUGCUGAGAGGCGACUUCUAGCAAAUGCCCUGCUCGACUUCUCUAAUGAGCGGUUUGUUCUGCUUUCUGAGAGCUGCAUUCCGGUCUACAACUUUCCCACGGUGUAUAAGUAUCUCACUGGUUCAGACCACAGCUUCGUGGAGUCGUAUGAUGAUCCAUCUCGUUAUGGACGUGGUCGUUACAGCCGCAAUAUGCUUCCUUACAUUAGGCUCCACCAGUGGAGGAAAGGGUCUCAGUGGUUUGAGAUGAAUCGCAACUUGGCAGCUUAUAUAGUGUCCGACACCAAGUAUUACUCCCUCCUCAAGAAGUACUGCAAGCCUGCUUGUUACCCGGAUGAGCAUUACAUCCCAACUUAUCUCAACAUGUUCCAUGGAUCGAAAAACUCGAACAGGAGCGUCACUUGGGUCGAUUGGUCACUGGGUGGUCCGCACCCUGCUACUUUUAGGGAAUCUAACAUAACGGAGGAUUUUAUUCGUUCUAUUAGAAAUAAUGCUACGCACUGCUCGUACAAUUCAGGAAAGACAUCUCUUUGUUACCUCUUUGCUCGGAAGUUUGAUCAGAGCACGUUGGUGCCUUUGCUCAACCUCAGUUCGAUCGUGAUGGAGUUUUAGCUGUGUCAGUUCAGUGAAGAGACUAUAUCGUCUGCACAUGUAUUAGGACCCUCCCUAGUAGGUCUUCCGAGUUCAGGCGGUUUCGGCCAAAAAUUUUGGAUUAUAUCUGGUCUCGCAGACAUUGAAUGAGAUUCCUGUUUCCUUUUUCAGGCA
This is a messenger RNA of Syzygium oleosum, 1329 nucleotides long. Its product is annotated as glycosyltransferase BC10. Gene Ontology annotation, molecular function: glycosyltransferase activity. The record is from RefSeq and is a predicted model, not a curated record. The transcript is spliced from 2 exons. Bases 1 to 1176 code for a protein of 391 amino acids. Lineage: Eukaryota; Viridiplantae; Streptophyta; Magnoliopsida; Myrtales; Myrtaceae. Gene Ontology annotation, cellular component: membrane.